AUGGAAGGUCGAGACGGUCAUCUUCCGGCAAGCAGUCAGUGCUUCGUCUUCUCUGAAGGCUUUCCUGGAUUUCCUUACAAGGCCAUAAAUCUGCCUGGACGAGAAAACUCCUAUGUUGAUUUCUAUUUGAACGGUAAAGCAGACUUUAGGGACUUGACCAUCUCGCUGUAUGUCUACCCGAGCGGGGAACCAGAGGGGACCAUACUCAACUAUAUGUGUGAAACAGGUGACAUCAUCAGAGUGGCGGUACUCCAAGGACUCCUGUUUGUGUCUUUCUGGGAUGAAUACGGCGUGUCCGUGGGAGCUACAGCCUUGUCCGAGGUGUUCUUGGCCGACACCUGGAGCCACCUGCUCAUCUCUAGAGAGUUUGAGACUGGCAGAAUCAAGAUCUUCCACAACGGACAAAACAUUGACGACAUCGAUGAUGACUUUCCCAACAAGAUCCGUCUGCCGGUCAAAGGCUCCAUCCGACUGGGCAGUGCACAGAAAGACCACAACGACCAGAAGUUCAACGGACGAUUUGCCUGUUUCCAGUUCUACACAUGCGUACUGACCGACGCGGAAGUUGCGACCAGCAAAGAAUAUUGCAUGCCGGAGAAGUGGAAUAUAGUGCCUAAAAUCAACCUGGAGACGCGAGAAGUGGACGGUGAGGUCCGGCAGUGUGUGACCGGUUACGUGGCUCCGUCAGAAGUUGACUUCCAGCCAAAAGAGUGCGACUUUAUCGACAUGGGGUGUAUCGCUUCCGGGGUCAACUGGAACUGGGUUCUGAGCAAGAAUCAGUGGACGGCCAGCUCACGGGACAACGCCCACUUUCAUCUGAUUGGACGAGACCGAGUCCCUGUUGCUGCUGAAGGUAGCGUCCUUGGCAACGUCCGGACUACAAACAAAAUGACUUGUUCGCGGCUGUGUCUGCGAGUCCACGGCUGUAAGGCCUUCUCCUGGCUGGGACAAACCGGCAACACCACCCAGUGUCUCCUCUACAAGAACAUCCUCAGCGCCACGCAGAUCCAGGAAGGCGCCAGAUACUUCUCGCUGGCAUAA
This is a messenger RNA of Candidula unifasciata, 1041 nucleotides long. The record is from the annotation of a GenBank genome assembly. NCBI's taxonomy places the organism in Eukaryota, Metazoa, Mollusca, Gastropoda, Stylommatophora, Geomitridae.